CCGAUGGAUGUUUAUAUGCAUUAGGAGGCUCUUCUGAAAGAUUUAAAAGAAAUAGAUUCCGGCAAAGUGGAGCUUCUCUCGUAUAGGGAUGAGACUGAAAGUUCGCCUGAAAAAGUUUUCGGUGGUUCAUGUGAAAUAUCGUUUGGGUCGAGAGUCGAGUCCAUACCAGUUCUGGUCAGGUGUGAGACGGAGAGGAAAAAAGGGUCUUCUCGAGCACAGGUCUGAAAAAAGGAGCUUUCUAUUGGUGUCAGAUUUUGGAAGUUUAUUUGUAUGACAAUGGAUUGUAAUAUUGUGGAGGAAGAACAACUUGUGGAUCACUCUUGGCGCCCUCUUGGUUUAGAACCCACCAUUCAGAAUGUCGUCGCAUUACUGAAUUUGGAUUGCAAGUUGGACCUUAAGGCCAUAGCAUUGCGGGCCCGCAAUGCUGAGUACAAUUCCAAGCAUUUUGCAGCAUGUAUCAUGCGAAUACGAGAGCCGAAAACCACAGCAUUAAUAUUCGCUUCUGGGAAAAUGGUGUGCACAGGAGCGAAGAGUGAAGGAGACUCCAAGGUUGCAGCAAGGAAGUUCACUCGAAUCCUCCAAAAGAUGGGUUUUCCCGUUCAUUUCAAGGACUUCAAAAUUCAGAAUAUUGUUGGAUCCUGCGAUGUCAAAUUCCCCAUCAAGCUCGAGAGGCUUUGCCAUUUUCAUGAUGGUUUCUCACGGUAUGAGCCAGAACUUUUCCCUGGUCUGAUCUACCGGAUGGCGCAACCAAAGUUAGUCAUCCUCAUAUUUGCAUCAGGCAAAAUAGUCAUUAGUGGAGCCAAGAGGCGGGAAGAGACUUAUGCAGCUUUUGAUAAUAUAUAUCCAGUCCUAGCCGAGUAUAGAAGGGGUAAAAAAGUGACUAGCUUGAAUCCAAUUCAAUUUAAGAGUGAGAGUAAUGAAGUGCCGCCUCAGGGAUAUGUUUCAAGUCCUCACUGAUUUUUGGAAGCCUCUACUUCGACCUGCAAAUUUGUUG
Amborella trichopoda is the source of this 994-nucleotide messenger RNA. Its product is annotated as TATA-box-binding protein 1. Lineage: Eukaryota; Viridiplantae; Streptophyta; Magnoliopsida; Amborellales; Amborellaceae. The record is from RefSeq and is a predicted model, not a curated record. Gene Ontology annotation, biological process: DNA-templated transcription initiation. Gene Ontology annotation, molecular function: DNA binding.